Spirometra erinaceieuropaei is the source of this 15683-nucleotide messenger RNA. The record is from the annotation of a GenBank genome assembly. Lineage: Eukaryota; Metazoa; Platyhelminthes; Cestoda; Diphyllobothriidea; Diphyllobothriidae.
AUGGGUAAGGCAACAACGUCGGAGAAACUGGAAGACUGCUCCGGCCAGAAUCGACGAACACGCGGCAGCGGUGCGGAGAAAUGUCGCCAAGUCGCGGCCUAUUUGACGAGACCCGGCCACACAUUAAAGUUCGAUGAGGCCGAAAUUCUCACGAGAAGGGAUAAUCGCGUGAGCCGCGGGUUGCUUGAGUCACAGUUCACGGGAUCUCAGUCUAUCAACAAGUGCAACGAUAUCUCCACUCGAUAUUCCGUGACCACUCGAGGAGCGCGCAAGCCGGUGAGCCAGACGGCCGAGCAAUCAUCACGCCAGCAUCCAACACCGGUGAUGAGAUUUCCGCAAUUAACAACUUGUCACUUUUUAAUUUCCUCAGGAAUUAUCUAUUAACUUGGAGUAUAUCAGUUUAUUCAAGGUCUAUAGGCACAGACCGAGAAUUUUAUGUAUGAAUAUUUGGGUUGAAGUCCAUCAGACACAGCGGAUAGCCGCGUAAUAUUCAUUAACUGCCGACAGGCUGCCAGUAGUAUAAUUUAGGGUAAGGUGAUUCCAUACUAACAGCACAAGGCGAAACACGCAUGUAUGGCCUUUGGCUAGUACCUGUGCUGUUAGUAUGGUAUCACCUUACCCUAAAAUUAACAACUUGCAUGCCGACCAUCAAGCAAUUAGCUCACCAGCGGACAAUAAUUCUUGAUGAAGGGGGAGUGUGGUUAAUUAUCGUAGGUAUCCAGUAGCAUAGCGACUGCAUCCUAUAAAUACUGCGACUUCCUGUGCACGGAUCACCCAUUUCUGUCACUGUUUCUGAUGGUGGAUUCAAGUGAGAAUCCGAAACGUCAGGCGAAUAAAGCCCUUGUGCCAGCGAUCGCGUCUACUUCUUAUCAAAUGUGUUUUUGCCUGCUUUUUACGUAAAGGAAGUUUGCUGGACCGACACGGUGAGGGUGUAACGUUAUAUCGGGGAGCACUUUCAAGCUACCUCAUUUUGUACACUCUCCUGCCUUUAUUUUCCUUCUGGUAGCCCUGCCUUUUAGCCCGCAGUACGUUACGUUUCCAAUUUCGGCUAGAUCCCAGUUGAUAGCCAGGAAUGGGGAAGCGGACGGCGACCUUAACCCUAGUCCUAACCUUAACACUAACACUAACCCGAACCUCAACCUUAAAAGUUAACAGUUAACCUUAACCGGCAACCCUAACCCUAACCGAAAUCGUAAACGUAGCCCAUAGGCAGAGCCGUAACCGGAAAACCUAACCGUAACACUGAGACCUAAUCGUAAGCUCAAACCCUAGCCGUAACCCGAAAACCUAAGCCUAAAGGCAUAACCCUAACCCGAAAAUCGGACACAAUUAACCGGUACCCUAAUCCUAACCUCAAACGUAAAACAGAAGCCAAAAGGGUCAGAUGUGAUUAUGGAACUCCACAAAAUAUCCCUAGUAAACAACCCCCCCAAGCCACCUGUAAUAUGGGGCCUGGCUACCAACUGCGAUCUAGCCCCAAUUUCUUUUGUUUUAUACUCUCUUUGUCCGCAUUCCGUCUCACUGGACAAUUUCUUUUCAGUUACAAUUAUUGGAGCAGACUAUACGGAACAGCAGGCUCACGAGGCCCAAGUCGUUUGUUACGAGACUGCAGGCUGACUGUGUCUAAGACAAACUUUUGUAGAUUUACCUCGUUGCGCUGAUAAGCACAGGCGCAAAAACAUUCCGAAACCCUAAAAUUUGUAUGCAUUGAGUCUUAUUUUCUACGUAACUGCGCCAACACGACUUGUAUCCCAUCUUUCAGGCAGACGAAAUUUUGCUCACUGCUCGCAUAGCCUUUUUUGCGUUAGGUAGUACCUACACAUCAUAGAUAGUCUCCCUUUGCCUUGUGCACGACAAAGACAUUUCGAAAGACUUAGCAGGUCAGAGGGAGGUCGGCGUUUAGGUUCAGUGAUCGAUUCUACACUCAAGAACCUUGUCUCUAGGUAAGUAUAUUUUAAGGGUAAUAGGCAAUGCCUUUGAAAACCCUAUUGUAAACGGUACAUGCAAUAUGUAACUUUCAAUGAACAUAGUACUAAAAUGUUGUCAGUAAUAUAUACACUUAACAGAAUAUGUUUCUUUGAAAUUGCAAGACCUAAUCUCGAGAACAUUCAGUUGUAGAUGAUAUCGGUAAAAUGAAAUGAAAAUCAUCCGAAUUAGCCGUAGGUGUAUGCAAGGCGUUGCUUUGGCACAACAGAGCUGUUCUGUCCAGACAAGCGAUAUUUUCCAAGCAAAUAUACGUCUAGUCUUUGCUUGAAUGUGUCCGUGGUGUCCGCCAUUAUCACGUCCUCGGGAAGUCCGUUCCAGGCACCGACGACUCGCUGUGAAAAAGAGUAUCUGCGAACGUCCAGGCAGCAUCGGCAUCCUCUAGGCUUUAGAUAUUUCCCACGCAAGCUUUUUGUUGUGACGAGGGCGAAGUAAUCACCCUCAUUCGGCCUCAACUUGAAGGCACUUCGUCCCUGUUCUGUUUGCAGCGAGAGGCGCUCAGAGUAGACUGACCACAGACGUUCCCUUCAAAUGCCGGUGUUCGAUUGGAAAAUCAUAACCGAGGAAGUAUUCUUCAACAGAGUGAGUGAGAAACGUACCAACUUCCAAAUUAAAAGAGCAGACCAUCUCCUGUCAUUCGGAUGAAAUAAUCGGCUUCUUUAUAUAUGCUACUCAAUUAAAGUGGGUAGGGCAGUUAUAUGGUACUACAUUUUCGCAUGUUGAGUGAGAUUGUGCUGUCCUACCAUUGGUCCGCCUUCGAAACACAACAUACAUCCGACGUGGUAUUCGCUUUGCGAUCUCUCGGUCGCAGAUGCAUACCCCAAACCAUUCGCUCGUUUUUGAAAAGUAUUCGAAUUUGAAGUAAAAAACGAUAAGUUCUUUGGGCAGUUCAAAGUCCUUUGUCACACAAGAUUUGAAAAUGAUAAACACUGCACAAGAAACGGUUUUUAAUGCCAUCAUCAGAUUUUGAGCACGCGCUUCCACCGUUCUGCUGAAAAGGUUACUGAGGCAGAUGAUAGUGAUCCUAGUCCGGACGCCCGUUGCAACACUGCGUGUCUCUUGCGUAUCAGUGAUAGUUUGGUUAUUGGCUAAUUACAGUUAUCCAACCCGGCCAAUCAACUCCAAGGCCGACGCAGAUGUGCCCUCACCGAAGGCGCUCUGAUGCCUGCCCCGGCGGCACUCGGACGCUUACUCUCACGUCCAUUUUCCAGUCUACACUAACCCAUUCUCCGUUUCUUCUGCUCUCCCUACUGGCGUCAAAUUUCUCUUCCUAUUUGGCACCAGGCACGAAGGUUGUAGUAGCUAGGGUCUGAGUAUGGCUUAACCUGCCACGAUAAAAUACAACCUCUUCAGAUGUCCAACUUUGCUAAUUUAUUUCCCAAUAUCUUCCAUCAAAGCCAUUUUAACGUUUUGGUCAACAUGUACCCAGAUAUCUGAAGUCCGAUUCUGGUGGUUCAGGUGAAUAUGGGGUCAGUUGCAGUCAAGAUCUGUCCCUCGAGGGACAGAAAUCAGCUCGUUUAAGAUCUAACUGUACAAAUCUAUUAUUUACGUUCAUAUGGGACGGUGAAGUUGCAUCUCUGUGGAUACUAAAUCCGAUAAAUAUAGUUUCCGUGAAAAUACUGCUACAAUACUGUACAGUGUCUCUGGCACAUGCUUGCAUGCGGGCAUCUGCAGCAAUCUUUCGUCUGACAUUAUGCAACACUUUAUGAUGCUUCUAACAACGUCCAUUUACUCCGCAGUCUGUGACUCUGAGUGCCAUUACCAACAAAUCUUCUUGGUCUUUUCAGCAAUACCGGUUUAUCCAACUGCACGUGCAAGUUACCGUACGCUAACUGGGUACACAAUUACAAUGGAAAUCAGCGGUCUAAAAAACAAGCUGACGGCGUCUCCUACGGCAACCGCCAGAAAUGUUAGGUGGCUAGUCAUUGAUAAAUACCUGGGAAUAGGCUGUGACAUGCUGGUAGCAAAGAAGCGAGCCCCAAGUUUCUCAUUCCAAUCGGACCUAAUAUUGACUGGUGGCUGUGCGCCUUGCACUCAAGUCACGUGCGCGACGAUCGAAUGAGCGCACGCUGAUAGGCUAAUCGAUCGGACGACCUACUUCCUUUUUCGCGCACACUUGGACGCCAAUUCCUGGUCUGUCUGCUAUCCACCUCGACGUGACCCUUUUGUUGCUGUGUGCCCCCCUAGUAGCAAACUAUAUGGAGACGAUAUCUAUUGGAUAUCUAUUUUCCGAUCCGCAAUAUCGAGUAGAUAUCACAGAUAACGGCUAUUCCUUGAACGCUAGCAUGAUGGAUCAUUUCGUCAACUUAGAUUCCUGUUUCCUGAAGGUACCUAAUCUCAUUAACUAGUGACCGACAGUACUCGUGAACAUCAGACGGCUUUCCACCGCCACAUGUGGCAUCUACUGCUGUAGAUGCCAACUGGGAAGACAUUACUUAUAAACCGACGGACUGCUCUGCCUAGUAUGGGCCACAUUUCAGUCUGAUUUCUUACAGAUGGGGAGGCCGUCUAUAGCGAACUGAACGUGCACAUCAUUUGCUGCGGAAUGAGAAUACUUACGAAAGCGCAAAAAUUCGCAAAGCUGCCUUUCAAGUUCUUUAUGCAAGUAUUCGCCGCUACUCAUCGGGGCUACCUGCAAAUCGUACGAGGCCCCCAAAAGAGUUCUAGGGUCGGCAGGGAGUUCAGGCACGAGGAGGCUGCAAAACAGCGCGCGUAGGCAACCGACGUCUGGGGAAUACACAAACUGGCGCCUAGAAAAUCUUGUCAGGAGUGGGAUUCGAACCCACGCCCACAGAGUGGACUGCGACCUGAACGCAGCGCCUUGGACCGCUCGGCCAUCCUGACACGUCUGCGGAGUUUAGUAAUUUUAAUGAUAAUUUAAAGCUUUGAAAUUGUGAGAGAAAUCGAGGCGAUUGUCUUUUUCUGCUUUAUUGAAGCCAGGAGUAAAAACAGAUAUGCAUUCAGGAGACACACACCUUUUCCUCUGUAUUUUUUGCUUAUGGAAUAUAUAACUGAAUCCUUUAUUAACUGUAUAACUGCCUCCCUUUCUUUCGUCCGUACCUGAUUCGGACUCAGUUACCUGGACAACACUUCCCAGUCGACCAUGAACUGAAGACUUUCACAUUUUCCUCAGCCUAUUAAUUAUUCAUUGAUGAGUUUAUCAUUAGUGAUCAUAUAACUUCUUAAUAAACCAUUUUGUCCAUUAACCUCCGAACGGCCUACUGACUGGGCGGAUCAUUGCGCUAGAAUGAUAGAAAGGACUCAAGACCACUCAAUUUUAGAGCUUUUUUAUCACAGUUAGGUAGUAAAAGAAUGAGAACGGACAGACGAUACAACCACUGAAAAUACCUAUGCUAUCCUGGACAAUACGUUACAUCGGAAGAGAAGCUUUGACUCGACUUGAUUUCAGUUUUUUAAAUGAAAACUGAAAUCGUCUAUUAAUAGACGAUUAAGACUUAAAAUACUCCACCAAUAAGGAUGCCUAAUUUAAUAUACACCGCGGACUGUCUUGUGCAUUAAACUCAACAUGAAAACAUUUGGCGCAUUCUCACACCAUUUGAGCUUUCUGCACAUGUCGCCAUUUGAAAUAUCUGUCACUGUGCAUAGCAUAAAAAGGAAAUUUGGAAAAUCUCCAUUUAUCUACUUUUUCGACGGUCUGAUGCAGGUUUUCGUGUCAUCGUUCUCUCAAAUGCUAACAUGGAAAUUGUAAACCACCAAGUCCGCACAGUGAACACGUCUCCGACGACGAAUACAGCAAUAAUACUUUCGUAUUUGAGGGUAGUGGGAAUGGUACUGUGUACACUUAUACACAGGCAGUAUAAAACGUAGGCAGUUGCAUAUUGUUCGAAUUUAUUGAAUGUGUGUUGUUUGAUGCAGCGCAGAAGCAUGACUAUUAAAACGCGUUGGGAAUACGAGAAGAAUUUACUACAAAUGCGACGCAGAAUCCCUAAUUACUUCACAACUGCCUCGGAAGAAUUACACGGAAUAAGCAUCAAAUCCCCUUAAUAAACGCUACCGGGACGUGGAAACCGUUGAAAGCAGAAAUAAAGCUGAGUAUUUUUCGCAGAUUUCCCAAUCCCUAUGAAUACACGAUGCAAAGCUCCUUCUUUUUCCACAGAGGAUCUGCCGACUCCGCCUAUAAAAAUAUCCAUUUUCAAACCUUAUCCGAAGAGGAUUAGAGGCAUUAACAGAGAGAGUCAUCGAGAGUGGUAUUACUCGGGGUUCAGUACUAGAAUCCAUUCUAUUUAAUACAAAUGGGGAUUGCGCAAUAUGUUUAGAUUACGAAGUUAAAAGGUUUUGCUGACGACAUUGAAAUUUGGAGGGUAAUCCGGGGCAUGUCCGUCGAAGACGAACUGCAUAUCAAUCUAAGCAGACCGGAUAAGCGGUCGAAACGCUAGUUUACGCGAUCCUGUAUCGGUAAGUUUAUCACACUUUACCUAAACUGACCAACCAUAUCCGCCGGCACAAAACAAAUCUUUCGCGAUGGUGCUAUUUUACAGGACAUGGAGGCCCCAAGGUACCCCGGCAUGCUAACGACGAGCUCCUUAAAACCGUCUACCCAUUACUCGAGGGUGAUAAAAAGAGCAGUGUCCGCGUUGGACGCCAUCGGGUUUAUCCUCCGAAAUUUUAAAACGAGGGACAUUCGAAUGCGCCUUUUCAACAUGUACGUUAGACCUGGUCUGGAAUACUGUUCGUUUUCAUUUAGCCUCAUGCGUGCUACUGAGCAGAAGAAAAUAGAAUCCGUUCAACACUUUUUUACCAAGAGAAUUUUAACCCCGGAACACCGACAUUUGUCUUACCAAGAACGUUGCCGGCUUACAGGCCUCGAUCCCUUAUGGUUCCGUAGAUUACAAAAGGGACUAUUUUUGCUAUUUAAAAUCUUAUAUAAUCACACAUUUAACCCACUCACCUCUUUAAGACAUCAUAUCCACCCACGACGUAACAGUCACCGUGAGGUCUUUUUAUUUCCGCCUCUGGCACGUACUGUUAAAUAUCGUCGGUUCUAUUCUGUAAAUGCAAUUGCUCUUUGGAAUAAACUACCAAUGAGUGUGAAAACUCUGCAAAAUUAUCCUUUAUUUAAGAGAACUAUUACUCGAUUUCUUGCAUUCAGAAAAGCUCCCACAAAUUAUGGGUGCUGAAUCUACUGAUCGACUGUACCGUAGCGAUGGCGUUUGUGGUCUCUGAACACUAUGGCCAGUCUCAUCAGCUGUUCCUCAACGCCUCUACUUUGACUAUCCCCAACUUCAUGAAAGGAAUUUGACGUCCGAUAAUCUCCGAUACCGUGCAACCUCCCCCCUUCUUGACGGUCGAUAUUCUCCCACCGCCGGCAGUUUUUUCUCCUGAACCCUCCAAACCACAAAAACCACCAUCAACUAUAUUUUUUUCACUGCUGGUCGGAUUUGUGUUUAAUCGCUUCCCUUGACAAUGCCUGUAAACUGGCAUUAAAUAAAAAUUAAUUUAUAUUUAUUUAUUUAAGAGGCUUUAACGAUUUUUAUGAAAGCCUCUCUUCCAAUAUCUUUAGAACAUUUCCGAGGUCGCGUGUGGUGUAAGUCACACGAACACGGAGACCAUGCGAAGUCCAAGAUCAAUACAGUCUCGAGAGAAUUCAGUAGAGGGCCAUUAAAAUAGUUAUGUGUCACAGCUCCUUGUCUGAUGCAACCGACCUAAGUCUCUUUACUUUGGGUUACAGUCGAACUCACGGAAUCUCUUAAAAUCCUCCGUUUUGUGAAGUUGGUUGGAAGUCUGGGUUUGACAACCUUUUUGACUUUGCUACCAUGACCAACCUCGGAGGUCGACAAAUCAAACUGCGCGUUCAGCAGGAAAGGCUGUAUGUGCGGAAGUUCUCCUUCUGCGUCUGGGCGGGCAAAGCAUGUAAUGCUCUACCUGCAAAUGGUGGGAGGUCAAUAUCGCUAGAAAGCUUUAAAAGGAGCCUUAGGAGGUUGAUGUUCAAAAAUGCCUCGAAUUGAUGGAAGAUUUUACUUUGCCCUUGCGGUUAACGCCCACAUUUUCACACUUUUAUGGACGCCUUCAGGCCAUUCGAACACUUAUCGUUUCUUUACAUACUACACCCAUCUUCGUGUUGCAAAUAGGUUCUCAAUGGUUCACGUCUGUUUUCAUCAAUAAACCGAACUGAACCGAAAAAAAUAUGAAGGAAUACAACUUAGAAUAUGGACUUCGGCGAUGGCUAUGGAUUAUUAUAUUAGGGAAAAGAAGAUGUACAGUAAGUGACAAAACGCAGUUGCCCUUUACACAGGACUGUAGUAUCAGCAGUCAGCAUGUUGUGUGGAAAUGUGCUCGGCUCUCGAGCUCCCAGUGCAGCCCUUUGGUACGUGCUUUACACGGCAUUUAAGACAUGUAAUGGCACCAUUGAUGUCCUGGAAGAAGAAUGACAGUGACUUCACUGAGCGAAUACAACGAAGGGCGACAAAAAUGGUGGGCGAUUGUAGGACACUGGCGAAUCCAGAAAGACUGUUCAAUCCCAAUUCUCUUCCCUAUUCUACAAACCUGAGGUUUUCAUAGUUUGCAAAUAUGAGUUUAUUGCGCGGUCAUCCGAACAAGGUCCUAGACAAACGGAACUUUUCUUUCGGCAAGCGCGUAUUUUGACCGCGUAACUUACUCUCAGGUGAAAUAAUGGCAUUGGAUACCAUGAUUGCACUGAAAGACAGUCAGAUUGUGGGGUUUUUGAUGGUCGGCAACCAUCGAUGCAGGAUUAUCUACGGCCAGCCGUGAACUAAACUCCGUGAUUUCAUUAGCUAUGCAACGCAUCCACGCAGGUUUGAUGUAAAUUGCUCCCGUAAACUUUGCAAGUGACCACAUUUGUGCUGCCUGAACAUAAUUGUGUUUACGGUCCCAACUGUACAUGCAUGUUUUCCUCUAGAGCUCUGUCCGUAACCCCAAAAAUAUGUAGGGAGUCCCGUAGUAUCACGGAGAGGAAACAUGAGGCGAAUAUGUAGCAUCAAUUACCACGCCGUUAAAACCCCGAAACAUGAACACAAACGAUUUUAUUUAAUUUUGCUGCUCAAAGAAUAGGACAAAAUUACCCAGGAAUAGAUGCUACAAGUUCAUUCUAGUCUUGGGCCAAACGAAUAAAGCCGACAAUUUGUACACACUAAAUAGUGUUGGAGAUAGGUUACUCUGAGCAUAUGGGGAUCCCGAGUGCACUACGCCGACUGGAUAAUUCAGUAUAAUUAAUUCAGUAUAAUUCAGUUUAUAUAAGGGAGAUAGGCAUAGACUUCAAAAACCCUAUUUACAGACAUAGACUGAAAAACGUACAGAUGCUUACGUAGAUAUACGGGUAUAUUUUAUCAUGUCUUAUCAAGUAAACACAUGACCAUCAAAUAAAAUAUCAUCAUGCUUUCGUUUAAAUGUCUCAAAGCUUUCCGCCAGAACAACUUAAUCAGGUUUGUUUGUUAGAUAUUCACAUCAAGCCCGGUCAUUUUAAUGAGCCCACAUGCGUUAAUGUUUGGCACGUUUAAGUGUAAAUUGCGUCAUCUGCAAAUGGCGCUUAUGGGGAAGGUUAACCUACUCACUCACAUGCUAACAGGAGUCUUGAUCAACCCAUGGCUACGUAAGAAAAACCUCCCGAUGAGCCAGAUUUAGGAAAACUCGGUAUGUACAUUACCUGCUAACUGACACAGAUUGCACACUUUGGCGUGUUGACCGCGAAAAUGGCCUACACUAGACCAUAUGAAAAAUGGGUUUUGGAUGAGUGAGCGACGUCAUAGUGGUUGUUUGGUGCACAAUGAUUUUUGAAAUCUCUAGGCUAUGAAAGAGACAAAUGAAAAGUCGAUUAGCGAGGAAAACCUGGUGUUUGUUUCCACGAAUCUUUUUUCUCUCAGAUUCUUUGUGGAUAUUCCGAAUAAGUAAGGGCUCUUUGUGGGGCCUCUGCGUUCGUGUUUAAGUGUCCGUAGAACCUCAUAAAAUUGCAAGCUUGGGAAGACCUGUAAAGGUCAACCAGAAUGCUACAUGGCUAUACGUCAUAGUUAGCUCCACUUAGAGGAAGAGCGACUGCCAUUAUAACUACUCGUCUGUCUACUGCCAAGAGCACCUAUUUGAUACAGGAUAAAGAGUGACUCGAGCAGAAAUGUGUGAAAACUUUCAAGGCCCUGCUACGUAGUUUCUUUCCGAUAGAUGUUAAGUGACUUUACUAUAACUUGUGUGCAAAUACCAUCAAGAAGUCGACGGAGUAUUUAAAUCCCUAAAAAUUGUAGCUUCCCGUGUAGUGGGCUAUGGUUAGUUUAUUAAUUACAAGUCGUAGGUGAAUUGCUCGCCUGAAUAAUUACACGCAUAUUCAAGCGAGAUGGGACGUAUGGCUAUCUAAAUAAGAAAAUCAUUAAAAUGUGUGCUCUGGGAGAUCUCUUCUGAAGCAGGUGAAGCUGUGUCUACUCAGGAUAAUCAGUCUAAGUCAGUCUAUCAAGGGAAUAAGACUUUCGCCCUUGAGCUCCCUAUUCAUAUCCAAAAACAGCAAAAUAGUCGAUCGUAACAGCAGUAAUUCUGAAAACUCAAAGGUCAUCGGUAUGUACGAGCGAGCCGCAAACUGCCGCCACUAAAACAGUCGUGGUCAUAUGUGCAGUAGUUUCUCAACCAAUUAGCGUCUAGUCUGCAUUUAAAGGAGUAAACACCUUGGGAUAGAACCAGCACGUCAGGGAGUGCAUUCCUUGCCCCAAAGACCGCCUGUGAGAAGGUGUUCCGUCGGACACCUGUAUGGAAAAGCUUCCUCUGUAGUUUAGAGUGAUGACCAUGCAGGCGGUCCGGCCAUGCCAAUAAGAAGAAGUCGUCAAAGACUAGGUCACAUUCACGGUCCCUGACAAUUCGGUAGGGUUGAGCAAGCACGCCUCGCAAAUUUAGUUCAGCCGGUCUGGUUUCGUAAGGCAGAUGACCAAGAUUCUUGACCAUCUUCGAAGUCAUCGUUUGCACUCUUUCCGACUGUUUAUAAUCCCCCUUGGACCACGGACGCCAGGCUUGGACGGCAUGCUCUAAGUGAGACCGAACGAAUGCUCAAGGGUUUUUCCGAACAGCCCCUUACCGAUCUGCACAAAUCUUUGCGCAGCGCAAAUGAUAGUCUAUCGCACGCUUGACUGUCCUUCGACAAAUGACGAUGGUUUAAGGGAGGAGGUCAUUAGGACGCUGAGGUUUUUCUGUUCCAAAACAUUUGGAAGGGGUUGCCAAUAAAUGAGAUUUCGGAAGGAAUCAUCCUCCUCACUGGUCCUUCUAGUGCAGAGUCUCGGGACUACACAAUUGUCCACGUUAAAGUUUAGGAUUCCACGAGCUGGCCAACUGCUCAGCCGGCGCACGAUCGGCGCGAUGCGCUCCGAUCGGCCCGGCGAUGGGAAACCUUCGCCCUUCGGGAGGCCUCUACGUAUUCGCAGAUCCGGUUCUCUUUUGUCUCUGAUGAUGGAUUCGAGUAGGAAUCCGAAACGUCAGGCUAAUAAAGCUCUUGUCCCAGCGAUCGUGUCUCCUUCUUCAAGCCCCUAGGUACGUCAGGUGUGAUGGCUCUCCACAGGUUAACACAGUCAGCAAACAUGACGGCGUUGCAUUCCAGGUCGUCAGCGCAGUCGUUAAUGUAAACUAAGAUUAGUAACGACCCUAAGACGGAGCCCUGGGGACAGCAAUUAGAAUGGAGUUAGGGGUUACUUUGAGGCAUCAACGCAAACGGUUUUCGGUCUUCCUGUGAGAAAAUCUGUGAUCCAUGUCAGUAGCUUUCCCCCUAUUCCAACUUCAGACAGCUUUAAGAGUAAACGUUUGCGUGGAAAGCUGUCACAUGCCCUCUUGAAUUCCGUGUAGAUGACAUCGACAGUACCAUCCUCAGCCAGUGCGCGAGUCCACCGCUCGGUCGAGAGCACCAAAAUAAAAAAGGUUUGAGAGGUUCUGUCUGAGGCCACGCUGGAGCCUUGAGGGUAAGUGGUUCUCCUUCAGGAACUCCGUUGUUGUUUUCCUUAGUAUAAUUUUCAUUAGUUAACGGCAAAUUUAGGUGAGGCCGAUAGGCCGAUAAUUGUAAGCACUAAUUUGAGGUCAACCCUUGUAUAUCGGGUAGAUAUUUACUGCCUUCCACCCGAAUAACAGCCUUCACAAUUCGGAUGAUGUAUGAAUGAAGUGCGCAAGUAGUCUGCAGGGUUCGUUAGCCAAUGAUUUCAAGAAGUGGGCCGGUAUAAUGUCCGGACCCGACGAUGUUGAUUCUUUCGGAUUCUGUAGCUUUCUUUCCACGACAGAUGUCGGGAAAAGUAUGGAUUCAUAUAAUGAACCGGAAGUCAGAUGGAACAGCCCUAAAUAAUAACUUCCGGGUUUCAUAAUCCUGUAUCCUCUCGGUUUUUGGGAUACCCGCCGCAUGUGAUUUUUCACCUCAAGCUAUUUCCAUGACUCCACAAAGCAUACGAACUCUCCUUUCUGUCACUCUCCCACGUUCUCAGAGGCGUUUUUUGGCUCUGUACGCUAGAAGAGCCUGUCAGAAAAUAAAUAAUUUGGUUGGAAACUUUCCCACUUCAAGAUAUUUGCUCGACCUAAAGUUUUGUUAUUUCGCAUCAUUAUAAUUUGAUUCGCGUUGUACAACUUUUUGUAAUCCCGGAAAUGUGUGCAAAAAUUCGACUGCUAUAUCGGCUUUCUUUCCUAAUCGCCAUUCUUUUAACCAUAUUAGCAAAUAUUUUCAAUACAAUCGGAUUCAUUUCUCCAUUUUGGAUUGUGGCUAGGCAGGGCACUAAUAGUGGCUUCCAGAGGCUUGGAUUAUGGGAAGCCUGUUUCAACAAUUUCAUAUUCGCUGAAGACUAUAUUUCAAAAGCUUACAGCGGCUGCUGGUAUAUCUACCGUGAUGAGUUUAAAUACAUAAGAUUCUGGCUCGUCCCAAGUACGGUUUUUUGAAGGUUUUGACGUUUAGGAUGGUUUCUUACUGUUCAACUUCUUUCAAUUCUCAAUAUAACGUGCAGCCUUGGUGGACUAGUGCUUAUACUCCAGAAUGCAGCCGGGGUGGAAACUUUAUUUUGCAAGCUGUCAAAUGAGCCGAUUAUUAUCCUUCAAUCAAUUGUGGGUGAGGCUGCCUAUUUGUUGCAUUUACUUUUCACGAAUCCAUCGUCGUUGCAACGACGAUGUUUCGUACGCACAAAAAAACCACCUUAAUCCUUUAAACACAUGUUUUUAUUUGUUAUCGGUCACGUUUUUUUGAUUUUGAAGCUAAAAUGGCCACCACAAACGGCAUCGGAGCACGCUAGAUAUGCGUACACACCUAACCGCUAUACCUUGAUGGCAUCAUGGUGCACAGGGCUAGACAUCUGCUGUCUGCUUUGGUUUGCUGGCUAUUGUAGAGUCAGCAAUCUAAUUGGCUGACGGUGUACAGCCUUCGCGCGAAAAUGAUCCUUAAUGCCACACCCUCGCCCCGACGCUUACCCCAUGCAUUUUGCGCGUUAGGUCUGACGCCCACCUCCAAGAUCCUUCAGUGUCUCACGGCUCUGCCCUCCAGCUGGAGUAGGCAAGCAUAAGUGAAUUUGAAUGGGAAUCCUUCGCCUUCUGAUGACAUUGGCUUAACAAAGCACUCGACUUCAGCUCCACAAAACGCACUCGAUGUAUGCCUGCGAACGCAAACUCCAUUCACACAAAACAAGCCCACGAACAGGCGACCAGGCUAGCCCUGGGCGCAUAGAAUUCUACCAGGGUAGCUUCGAUUCUAUAGAAUCAAAGUGAAAUUACUUAGGCACCGUUUAGUAUGAAGACCAACUGCUGUCUCCUGGCGAGUCCAAUCACUUUUAUAGGGCAUGGAACUGUGGAAACAGUUAUAUGUUGAUCAAAUGGACCAGUAGGAUUUUGGAAAACGAAUGAGAUUUUUUGGAGUACCUCAGUUGAGAUUACGGUUGUCUUUUUUAAAAUAUUCGGUGAAAUUCUUAGCCUUCCAAGUGAAGCCAAACAAAUGAAUUUUAUUUACUUCGUGAAACUGGAUGGGAAUCUAGAACUUCGCGAAAGCUGCUGCACUAUUUUGUUAUCCGGUGUAAGCUGACCCUACUUUAGCCUACGUCAAAGUCUCGUAUUUUAACUUAAAUUUCAUGUUUACUCCAAACGAAGCAGAUAAACUAACUGCUUUUUAGGCUCUCGUUCUUCAACUAGUGUACCCAGGAGCCAGUUUUUCAAAUCUGUCGAACAUCCAUUUAAUACCGCGCCAAAGAAUUCAGCAAAUACCGACUGACUCAAAAAAAUCCCACAAAAGUUGAAUGAAUGUCUUGAUUUUAUUCGGAAGGUAGGGAUCAAUCUCAUAGAUACAAUCGCCAUGACAUCAGGGAUUCCAACCUUGUAUAAACCACAUAUUUCAGAUUGUCUUUAGGUUACAAUAGUGUGGCCAUUAGAAAACUACUGAAACGCUGUUGUAGAGGAAUUAAAGAAUAUACUCUCUUUGAAAUAACUCUUCCCAUAAUCUGCCCAUACACAGUCGAGAGAAGCACUUUGCUGACAAUUUCCGAGAUAUUUUUUAAAUGUUUGAAAUCCUCCUCUCUGACACGUAAGCACGUAUAUACUUGCCUGAUUUUUUCCGGCGCUGAAUGGGUAAGGGCGCAGUCGACACGUUUCCGAGUGCAUUUUACGCGGAAGAAGCAUCGAAAAAGUACAUGACAACCAUAAAGCUCUCAGCAACCAGCAGAUAUUUCAUUCUGACAGAAUAUCUGGCAUAACAUAAUUUCAUUACAAAUAAGACGCACUACUAUCUCGGCUAACUAGCCGACUGGGACGAUUUGAUUUAGUCUGCCAAACAGGGGCUAGUUCAGACAGUCGCUGUUAUCACUUUCGCCUUCGUUUGAAGUGCGAACGUAGCCAAGGUAGGAAAGCUCAUUUUUGCAUAUCUGUCGAAGGAUGCCGCUGAAGACCUGUACGACACCUCAGCUUCCUUCAGUCUUUUUCCCAACUUGUAUGAGAAAUAGCAGGAUGAAGGAGUGUGCUUAAAUCCUCGUUAUUUUUAUUCUCGUUAAGUUGGCUCUUUGACCGUAAUUACCACGUACGUGGGGAUCAUGUCCAAGGACCGCGAAUGGAUGCCCUACUCAGAUCGAAACACUGUCUCCUGGGGCUUCGCCUUCGCUGCCACCGCUGGCGUCCUGACUCUUCUGAGCAUCUUUUGCCUCGUUGUGGACCAACUUGCGGAUUACAGCGAACGCAUCUACCAAAAACUGCUGGCCGAGAGAGGCCUCAUUCCACUCGCUGGCGAACCCAGCGGUGCCGUCUCGGGGGCCUACGGUUUGGGAUCAGGGUCUGGCUUCGAGAUAGGUCCAGGUUCGGGGCCGGGACUGGAGUCCCACGCCGGCGUUCCCUCUCUCUUCCUCACCGGUUCGGUGCCUUCAGUUGGCCAAUUCGGGGCACCGCCGGGACGUCUAUCUUCUCUUCUCGGUGGACCCUCUCGAGGGAUGCCAGGUGCAAGCGCCCUGGGUACCAGAAGUUCUGCCUUCCAUGGGGAAUCUGGAGUCUCCAUACCCAUUUUGGGUCAGAAGACGGAGUUUCCCGGCACGUCGGGAGCAGUGGCCUCAGCGAAGUUACGAGAACAGUUACAAACGCAGAGGCCUCCAACAAGCGGAUAUGGGGAGUCCGGUAUGGUGGUUGCAGCUGUCAGUGGCGAUGUUGGCGGAUCUGUGAUUUCCCUCAGCCUGAGACAAGCUCCUUUGACUUCCACUGCAGCCGACAACGCUGUGACAUACGCCGCAGGGGGCAGGCGUGCUCCGAUUACUCAUGACUCGGCUGUUUGA